Molecule: messenger RNA, 546 nt
Organism: Phaedon cochleariae (mustard beetle)
Lineage: Eukaryota; Metazoa; Arthropoda; Insecta; Coleoptera; Chrysomelidae
Source: the annotation of a GenBank genome assembly
AUGAGGCUACCAUGUUCUCAUGUUUUCUACAAAAAGGCUCUGAAUGAUGGGAAUCUAUAUGAUGAAGCACUAGUGGAUGAUAAAUUCAAACGAAAGAUUUACUUCCAACACCAUAGAGAAUCAAUGGCACCAACGCCAAAUACUACAGGAAAUUCUUUCACUGAGGCUUCUAUCCCCAUCCAAAGUACUGUGGACAACACACCGAAAAAUAUCCUCUCUACAAAUGAAAAAUAUAAAAAAAGAAUGUUAGUGUGUCAGGAACUUGCCAGUGGUAUCUCUGAAUACGGAACAGAUAAUUUCAAACGGCAGUUUGAAAGACUUAAGCAAUUUACAAAUUUAAUAAAAGAUAGAAAAGAUUUUCUCAUCGUUGAACUAGUCGAUGAAGCAAAUAACAAAUCGAUCGUUAUACCCCUGCGAAUAGUAGAUGGAAAUAAGGCCGUAAAUAAAGACGGUGAGGAAGUUGAGGUUGUAGCUGGUGGAAGUGUUGGAGAACAAGCGAAUAUUAUAAUUAAAGAAAAUACUGACCAGGCUCAAAGUAUGAAUUAG